AUGGUCGAACAUCAUACGUGGCAGCUGAAGGCAUCCAGAUUAUGCCAUGAUGAACAUCCCUGCACGUACUCCAUCUGGAAGAACUAUGUUGAAGUCUAUGCCCGGGACAGGCUUACAAAGUCUCAGAUUAUACCCAUUUAUAAUUUUGCCAAAUACUUCCAGAUUAGUUUCCAAUAUCACUACACCAAUUCUCCUGCCCUCUGGACCUUGCAGGGAGUUAGAGCAAAAGAUGUGAAGGACCUCAUACCCCUGAUAAUACUAAUGGUGAUACUUUUCCUGCUGCUUCUAUUCUGGGAAAAUGAGCUGGAUGAGGAAGUAAUGGCAGCAACCUUAGAGCAGUUGCACGUGGACUACCCUCAGAGUGACGUUCCUGUAAGGUACUGCAACCACAUGAUCAUACAAAGACUCAUCAAGGAAGCCAACAACACCUGCAAAAAGGAGCACGUCUUCGUCCAUGAGAGGCCUCGAAAUAUCAACAGUGUUUGCAAUUCUCUCAGGAAGGUGGCUUGCCAAAACCAUUCCACCCUUCUCUGCUUCCAGAGUGAGACCAAGUUCAAAAUGACAGUCUGCAAGCUCAUUGAAGGCACCAGAUAUCCUGCCUGCAGCUACCACAUUUCCCCCACAGAGGGGUUUAUUGUCGUCACUUGUGAUGACAUGGGGGCAGUUAAUAUCCAGAGAUAUGAUGAAUAA
Messenger RNA from Aethalodelphis obliquidens (Pacific white-sided dolphin), 690 nucleotides. RefSeq names its product ribonuclease A family member 12 (inactive) (gene RNASE12). Bases 1 to 690 code for a protein of 229 amino acids. The record is from RefSeq and is a predicted model, not a curated record. Lineage: Eukaryota; Metazoa; Chordata; Mammalia; Artiodactyla; Delphinidae. Gene Ontology annotation, molecular function: nucleic acid binding; RNA nuclease activity. The transcript is spliced from 4 exons. Gene Ontology annotation, biological process: defense response to Gram-positive bacterium.